Molecule: messenger RNA, 3555 nt
Organism: Dama dama (fallow deer)
Lineage: Eukaryota; Metazoa; Chordata; Mammalia; Artiodactyla; Cervidae
Product: tripartite motif-containing protein 26
Exons: 11
Coding region: 281-2182 (633 amino acids)
Molecular function (GO): protein binding; zinc ion binding
Source: RefSeq, a predicted model, not a curated record
CGGGCGGGGACGCGCCGUCUCCCUGGGUGCAGGCGGAGGAGCACGACCCGGAACUGACCGCUGCGGAAAGAUCGACCCCAGCUCGGGAUUCGCGGCCCGGAGCCGGGGACCGUAAAAACACUGGUGUCUCCAGUUCUACCUGGUUCGGUGGAAUCACAGCCAGCUUCCGGUUUAUUGAAGGGUUAGAGGACCUGUCCACCCUGAGCAGAGAUGAAUGGCUGCUGGUAGAAGGAGGAGAAGUCCCAGCCGGUGAACAGGGCCCCUCUGAGCUCGGGACACCAUGGCCGCGUCGGCACCGCUGCGGAGUCUGGAAGAGGAGGUGACCUGUUCCAUCUGCCUCGAUUACCUGCGGGACCCAGUGACCAUUGACUGUGGCCACGUCUUCUGCCGCAGCUGUACCACUGACAUCCGCUCCGUCUCAGGGGGCCGCCCCGUCUGCCCCCUGUGCAAGAAGCCAUUUAAGAAGGAGAACAUCCGGCCAGUGUGGCAGCUGGCCAGCCUGGUGGAGAACAUUGAGCGGCUGAAGGUGGACAGGGGCCGGCAGCCGGGGGAGGCGGCCCAGGAGCAGGCGGACGCGAGGCUGUGCGAGCGGCACCGGGAGAAGCUGCACUACUACUGCGAGGACGACGGCAAGCUGCUGUGCGUCAUGUGCCGGGAGUCCCGGGAGCACAGGCCGCACUCGGCCGUCCUGGUGGAGAAGGCGGCCCAGCCCCACAGGGAAAAAAUCCUGAACCACCUGAGUACCCUAAGGAGAGACAGAGACAAAAUUCAGGGCUUUCAGGCCAAGGGCGAAGCUGAUAUCCUGGCUGCGCUGAAGAAGCUCCAGGACCAGAGGCAGUGCAUCGUGGCUGAGUUUGAGCAGGGCCACCAGUUCCUGAGGGAGCGGGAGCAGCACCUGCUGGGCCAGCUGGCGAAGCUGGAGCAGGAGCUCACAGAGGGCAGGGAGAAGUUCAAGACCAGGGGCGUCGGGGAGCUUGCCCGGCUGGCGCAGGUCAUCUCUGAGCUGGAGGGCAAGGCGCAGCAGCCGGCUGCAGAGCUCAUGCAGCCCUCAGUGAUGAAGUCUCAGAGGACCAGCGGGUGGAAGAGUUCGUCCCAGGCCGUGAGGCAGAUCAGGAAAGUUGUUGACAUAUACUGUCUCAGAUUUAUCACCAGUCUGGAACUGGCUUGGACUUGUUUUGAAGGACCAAGGAGAAGGGCAACAAGUCUCUGGGCAGUUGCUUCAUGGUGGCACAUUGAUGUAGCUCUCACCUGUUUGAUGGCCUCUCGGGAGCAAGACCCCAAGUUCUUCCUGAAAUUUGCUGAAACAGUCCGCUGUAGGCACAACUCGGACACCAGAGACUUCUUAAACAGGUAUCCACGGAAGAAGUUCUGGAUUGGGAAACCCAUUGCUCGAGUAGUUAAAAAAAAGACAGGAGAAUUCUCAGAUAAACUUCAGUUUCUGCAGCGAGGCCUACGAGAAUUCCAGGGGAAGCUGCUGAGAGACCUAGAAUAUAAGACCGUGAGUGUCACCCUCGACCCACAGUCGGCCAGCGGGUACCUGCAGCUGUCGAAGGACUGGAAGUGCGUGACCUACAGCGGCCUGUACCAGGGCGCGUACCUGCACCCCCAGCAGUUUGACUGUGAGCCGGGGGUGCUGGGCAGUAAGGGCUUCACCUGGGGCAAGGUCUACUGGGAGGUGGAGGUGGAGAGGGAGGGCUGGUCCGAGGAUGAGGAUGAGGGGGACGAGGCGGAAGAAGGGGAGGAGGAGGAGGAAGAAGAGGAGGCCGGCUACGGGGACGGAUACGACGACUGGGAGACGGACGAGGACGAGGAGUCGCUGGGGGAUGAAGAGGAAGAAGCGGAGGAGGAGGAGGAGGAAGUUCUGGAAAGCUGCUUGGUGGGGGUGGCCAGAGACUCGGUGAAGAGGAAGGGAGACCUCUCCCUGCGGCCGGAGGACGGCGUGUGGGCGCUGCGCCUCUCCUCCGCCGGCAUCUGGGCCAACACCAGCCCCGAGGCUGAGCUCUUCCCAGCGCUGCGGCCCCGGAGAGUGGGCAUCGCCCUGGAUUACGAAGGGGGCACCGUGACUUUCACCAACGCGGAGUCACAAGAACUCAUCUACACCUUCACUGCCACCUUCACCCGGCGCCUGCUCCCCUUCCUGUGGCUCAAGUGGCCGGGAACACGCCUCCUGCUGAGACCCUGAGCCCCAGCUCCCGGCCCCACACCCACUGACGCUUCUCUUUGGAAUUCUGGGCUCUGACGGGAGGGGAGGUGUCUGGCCGGAGCACCUGGAGAAGGCGAGGGAAGGGGCCCCAUGUCUGCUGCCGUUUCCUCCCUGUGGCCCCUCUGGGACCUCUUUCAGUGCUCUUCCAUCCAUCCUGCCCUGGGGUCUUCUCUCUGCCCCGGGGUUCCUGUGCUGACUUCUGACCCUGAAGUCCAGAAGGGCUCCUCCCUCCUCCUCCCCACUGCCUUUGACCCAGCUCUGCCCUCCCUCAUCCCAAAUGGCAUCCCUUGCCAGCUGUUCUUGGGAAAGACCAGUUGACUAUUACCCCCAAGGCCAUUUUACUGCCCUCCAAUCCCAUGGCUUCUGCUUUGCCCAAAUCCCCUUCUGCUGCCUGCCUCCGUAGCACUUUGGAACGCCUACCGCCACCCCAACUCAGAGUUAAGUGUACAUGAAAAUGUCCCAGGUCGUUUAAGCCACCUGGAGUGCAAAUAGAAAGCCUCUCCUCGUAAGAUGCAGGGCGAAGUCCAUGUUUCUGUGAUAUCAGGGCUGAGGUUUCCAUCACUAGGAGGCGGGGCUCCCUAAAGCCAUCUGUUGCCUCAGGGGAAUGAAUCUAGGUACGUACAUCUUUGGGGUAACAGUGGGGUUGGUGGUCGGUAAAUAAUCUCUGUGAGUUGGUCCUUAUGAGGAAAGUCUCUUAAAGAAUCCAGAAUACCCUGCUCUUGGUUGGUUCAUAUAGAAGCACCAAGGCAAAUAUUCAGUCAAACAAAACCUCCCCUGCCUUGGAAGCCCUGGUGGGUGCUGCAGCGGGAUAUUACGCUUCUGUCACUAGCUCCUCUCAAUAUCCAGGUCCCAUUUUCCUAGGAAUGGGGCUGUGAGAAGGGCAGCAGGGGUCCCCGGCAACCCACCAGGUCUGCAUGUCAAGAGAGGUUUCAGAGCAUAUCCUCAUUGCCCACAGGCCCAACCCCCAGUCCCCACCUCUGUCCAGGCUCUGCUUGUGCCCACAGUUUAGCACAAGCUCGUGCUCCAGCCAGAUUACCUCGCAGCCUUUAUUCUUAUCCAUUCCAGGCAUUCUGCCAAUCUCCUGCUAACUAAUUUUAACCCCUCCGCUGCUCUAGGAGACUGUUCCCAGCUGCUGUGGAUCUCAGGGUCUCUUAGCUGCCACAUUGUCUGAAGUUGCGCUCUUUGUAUGUUUCACAUGCUGCCUGAGUCACAUGUACAUUCUGAUUUCUGCCUCUAGUUUUGUAAGCUCAUCGAGGACGGAUACCACGUCUUCUGCUUCUCUUGUAUUCUCCAUGACACCUAGUUCAGUGCUGCGCACAGAGUAGGUGCUCAGUAAAAACUUGUUGAAUGAA